Molecule: messenger RNA, 699 nt
Organism: Arctia plantaginis
Lineage: Eukaryota; Metazoa; Arthropoda; Insecta; Lepidoptera; Erebidae
Source: the annotation of a GenBank genome assembly
AUGUUGAGCAUUGAUGGAAACUUCCCUGAAUAUGCUGUUCCUGGAGCCAAACAAGUUCGCUUUGAGCCGUACGCUGACAAUGGAGGCAGCAUUGUUGCCAUUGCCGGUGAGGAUUACGCUGUAAUUGGUGCAGAUACCCGUCUCAGCACCGGUUUUUCAAUCUACACAAGAGAGCAGAAGAAACUAUUUAAGUUGUCGGACAAAACGGUUCUGGGAGCUACGGGAUGUUGGUGCGAUACCCUUACCUUAACGAGAUUGCUUCAGGCGAGAAUGCAGAUGUACGAACAUGACCACAACAAGUCAAUGACGACCCCCGCCGUGGCUCAGAUGCUUUCUACUAUGUUAUAUUAUAAACGCUUCUUCCCUUAUUACGUGUCCAACGUACUAGCAGGCUUGGAUGCUGAGGGUAAGGGCUGUGUUUACAGCUACGAUCCAAUUGGCCACUGUGAGCGCUCUAACUACCGCGCUGGUGGUUCCGCGGGCGCCCAGCUGCAGCCACUCCUUGACAAUCAGAUAGGCUUAAAAAAUAUGCAAAAUGUAAAAGAAGCCCCUAUCCCACGAGAAAAAGCCUUGGCUUUGUUAAAGGAUGUGUUCAUCAGUGCCGCUGAGCGUGACAUUUACACAGGAGACUGCAUCUACAUCUUGAUCAUUACUGCUAAUGGCAUCCAAGAAGAAAAGUUCGAAUUGCGUAAAGAUUAA